Molecule: messenger RNA, 1956 nt
Organism: Arabidopsis lyrata subsp. lyrata
Lineage: Eukaryota; Viridiplantae; Streptophyta; Magnoliopsida; Brassicales; Brassicaceae
Product: protein ALTERED XYLOGLUCAN 4-like
Exons: 1
Coding region: 811-1266 (151 amino acids)
Cellular component (GO): Golgi apparatus
Molecular function (GO): O-acetyltransferase activity
Source: RefSeq, a predicted model, not a curated record
UUGUUGAAAUCUUUUUUUUACUUAGAAAUUAAAGCAUGACUUUGAUGAUGGAUGUAAACUUUUGUAGGGUAUCUAAAACUUUGGCACAUACUGCAUAUAGUUGUGUUAUUAAUUGUUGUCGUUGUUUUAGAUUUUAAGGACUGUGACUUGUCUAAAGGACAAUGGAUUCGAGACGAAAGAGGGUCGCUGUACUCAAACUCUACCUGUCCUACAAUACCCGACUCGAAAAACUGCUUAAAACAUGGGAGACCAAACACAGAUUUCUUGUUCUGGAGAUGGAAACCCGAAGGAUGUGAACUUCCGAGAUUCAAUCCCAAAGCUUUUCUCGAACUUGUUCGCGGCAAAAAGAUGAAUUUCAUUGGUGAUUCAGUAGCCAGAAACCACAUGGAGUCUCUUCUCUGCCUCUUGUCAAUUGUAAGACUCUAUUUGUAUAAGAUCUUGUGACAUAACUCCUUAAGCUUGUGACUUAAGAAAUCUCGUUUCUUUGCUUUGGUUUCACAGGAAGAAACUCCGAAAGAUAUCUAAAAGGAUGCAGAUGAGAGAAACAGGAUAUGAUACUUUCGAGAGCAUGACUUCACUCUAUCUACCUCAUGGACUAAGUUUCUAGUGGCGGGAUUCGAGAGGACUCAUGCUAACAAGACCGGAACAGGAAUUUAUGAUCUCGACAUUGACAAGAUCGAUGAGCAAUGGGCGAAGGAUCUGCCAAAUACAGACAUUGCCAUUGUUUCAGCUGGUCAUUGGUUAUUCAGACCAAUAUACAUACAUAGAGGAGAUGAGACAAUUGGUUGCAUCUUCUGUAACUUACCAAACAUGACACAGAUUAGCUUGAAAGAAGGGUUUAAGCUGGUUUUCUCAGCUGCUUUUAAGCACAUCAAUGGAUGUCAAAACUGCAAAGACAACUUAGUUACGCUUCUCAGGACGUUUUCGCCUACCCAUUUUGAGAAUGGGACUUGGAACACUGGAGGAGCUUGCGGGAGGACGAUCCCCUUUAGGGUAGAUGAAAUCAGCCAGCAAAGUAGCGAUAUGGAAAUCAGAACAUCUCAGAUAGAACAGCUUGAAGAGAUUAAAAGUGACAGCUUAAAGAAGAAGAAGUUUGCGGUUUUGGAUGUGACUAGGGCUAUGCUAAUGAGACCAGAUGGGCACCCGAAUUCUUACUGGGGGAAUAAAUGGAUGAAGGGUUUCAAUGACUGUACUCACUGGUGCUUGCCUGGACCAAUCGAUGCCUGGAGCGAGUUUCUCAUGGCACUACUUAGACAACUCAGGUAAAUUUUGAGGAUAAGAAAUUUUAAAAAGUAUAAGGUGAUGUCUUUAAUUCAAUUCUCAUAGAAACCUUUAGUUAUAUGUGUAAGAAAGAGAAGACACAUAUAAACAGGACAUAUACAAAACUGUACAUACCUGAUUGUUUCAUGUAUUCAUGAUCAUAGCCUGCAAAAAACAUUUAAGCAGAGUAAUAACAGUUUCCACCAUUCUUAGUGUUCAUGUGAAGAUAUGAAACAUAAAUAAUCUUCCAAAGAAUCUCAAAAUGGAUGACAUAGAAAUAAAUCGACGUAUCGGAAAAUUUCAACAGACAUUGCGAUCUAAAAGACCACCUUAAACAGACCUUGUCCCAGACUCCAGAGACUAAAAAUUACAGAGAACUGAGACAGAAAUGGCAACAGCUAACUUACUCACCAACUAUGACUACAACACAAAACUUCAAUUGUAUCCUAACUCUUAACUUUAGCAAUCAUAACAUCAUUCAGAUCAAAACACAUAUCAACAAAAGCUGAGAAUAUAAUAAGAGAACUGGGAAAGGUGAGAUUGAUAAAUAGCAAUUCUCCAACUAUUCCUUAGAAAUUCCAAGUUUCAACAGUAAAGACAUGUGAACUUCUAAAGAUUCUCUAAGCAAUUUAUUAAAGAGCAUAAGCUCAAAGUGGAUGUAAUAGAAACAAAUCAACAGAUCAUUGAGUAAUAGCU